AUGGAUCGUGCAACUAGAGAAAGACUUUAUGAAGCUGGAUAUUCCCAUGAACAAAUAAAUCAGAUUCCCUUUAGAUAUCAGCACAGCAUUGUAGAGGCAAUGAAUUGGCUUCUUGAUGCACUUAAUCCAGCAGUGAUAAACCUGGAAGAAAAUAAUGAAAAUGGAGAAAUCAAUCAAAAUCAAGUGCAAGCUCAAGAAAACAAUCCGCAGAUAAACAAUAAUGAAAAUCUCCAAGAAAAUCAAGAUGAGCUUCGUGAAGAUGAAAAUCAAAGAAAUCAAGCAAAAUUUUUAACUUUACGCUUUCAGAAUAAGAUCUAUUUUUCUCAAAAAAUUCAGCCUGCCCGAUUUAAGCUUCGUGAAAUGUGGCUAGAUAGAUUUAUGGAGCCUGAUUUUCGGGAAUUCCCAGGGUUAGCAGAAAUUGAAAGAAGAGGGCAGCAUCAUCAGUAUUUUAAAAGCGGACUAAAAGAAGACCCUCAGAAUGCCAAUUAUAAAAAGAGCUUCCACGAUUUUGUGAAGCUGCUAACCAAAAAUCCUCAAAUUGCAUCUCAAUAUAGGAUGCUUGUCUCUUUUAGACAUGCAUUUGAUAAACAAAUAUUAUACAUAGUUAGCCAUGUGACUGAAUCUAGUGGGUUUGGGGACGUUGUAAAACAAAACAAUUGCCAAAUUGGGGUCUUCAAAAUUCCCUGCAAGAAAAUAUAUGAUAGGCAAGAUAUCAAAACAAAAAAACUCAAACAAUUAAUAUUAGAGAAAAACAAAGAAAUAGAAGAAAAAGAUAAGCUCAUCCAAGAGCUCUUGAAUAUAAAUUAG
Molecule: messenger RNA, 807 nt
Organism: Blepharisma stoltei
Lineage: Eukaryota; Ciliophora; Heterotrichea; Heterotrichida; Blepharismidae
Source: the annotation of a GenBank genome assembly